This is a messenger RNA of Penicillium odoratum, 945 nucleotides long. RefSeq names its product dTDP-4-dehydrorhamnose reductase family protein. Bases 1 to 945 code for a protein of 314 amino acids. The record is from RefSeq and is a predicted model, not a curated record. Gene Ontology annotation, cellular component: methionine adenosyltransferase complex. The transcript has 4 exons. Gene Ontology annotation, biological process: S-adenosylmethionine biosynthetic process. NCBI's taxonomy places the organism in Eukaryota, Fungi, Ascomycota, Eurotiomycetes, Eurotiales, Aspergillaceae. Gene Ontology annotation, molecular function: methionine adenosyltransferase regulator activity.
AUGACUUCUGUGGUUCUUGUAACUGGAGCCAGUGGUCUGCUUGGCCGUCAAGUAUUCAAUACUUUCCAGCGCUCGGGAGUUCUAGUCGUUGGACAGGGAUUAUCUCGGGCUACCCCUCCAACUAUCCUGAAAGCGGACCUGGAGAAGGCAGAGGAGGUCAAUUAUAUCCUCAAUGAGGUGAAGCCCCAGAUUGUCAUCCAUUGUGCCGCAAACAAAUCCCCGGACUCGUGUGACAAGGAUCCCGAGAAGGCACGUAAGCUCAAUGUCGACGCCACACGUGUUCUCGCAGAGCAAUGCGCUACCCGCGGAGCUUUAUUGAUCUACAUCUCCACCGACUACGUCUUCCCCGGAACGGAGGGUGAAGCACCUUAUGAAGCAGAUGCCGAGACCAACCCACCGAACCUGUACGGUCAAUUGAAACGGGAUGGAGAGAUCGCAGUGCUGGAAGCUACAAAGGACACUGGUCUAGGUGUGGUUCUCCGCGUCCCGGUGCUCUACGGAACAUCCAAGGACACAUCCGAAAGCGCCGUCAACACCUUGGUGGAAUCGGUCAUGAAGGCACAGGAUGCCGAUGCUGGCGUCAAGAUGGAUGACUGGGCCCAGAGGUAUCCCACUAAUACCGAGGACGUCGCGCGUAUCUGCCGGGACAUUGUCAUCAAGUACAUCAAGGAGAAACACCGAAUGAAAGAGCUGCCACAUAUUUUGCAGUUCAGCUCUGAGGACCGUAUGACCAAGUAUGAAAUCUGUGAGAAGCUUGCUGGCAUCCUUGGAUUCCCGUUGCCUGGUAUGAUCCGCAACAAGCAAGGCAAUGACCCCAAUGCUGGAGCUCAGCGGCCAUACGAUACACAUCUGUCCACCAAGGCACUCGUGGAUUUGGGAAUUGAUGUCAGAACCGUCGACUUUGUGACCUGGUGGCGACGUGAGCUUGGGGCGUAUAGGAAGUAG